Messenger RNA from Lotus japonicus, 894 nucleotides. RefSeq lists its product as uncharacterized. NCBI's taxonomy places the organism in Eukaryota, Viridiplantae, Streptophyta, Magnoliopsida, Fabales, Fabaceae. The record is from RefSeq and is a predicted model, not a curated record. The transcript has 2 exons. The coding region runs from base 1 to 894 and encodes 297 amino acids.
AUGGAUUUGAGUCAAGAUAACCUGUAUCAGGUGUUAUGCCAUGCACCCGCAUACCUUCUGUGUAAGUUUAAGAGUGUAUCUUCAGAAGUAGAUUUUGCGAGGGAGCCUAAUUUUUGCCGUCAACAAGCCCGCAACAUGCUUCAACAGGGCGACAUGCACAUUUUCGGUUUCCUUGACAUCGCAGCACCUUUCGGGCUGGACCUGUAUCAUUUAUUCGAUAAUGGUCCUUCACCAGGAUUACCAAUUCAAUUCUUGGAAUUAUUUAACAGACAUUGGAGAAUCCUCAAUUCCUGGAACGGGUUGGUAGUGGUUGAAUUUGAGAGAAUAGAAGUAACGCCACCAACGCCGUGCUUAUGCAACCCCGUGACCGGUUCAUGGGCCCUCCUAAAAUCUCCCAUGGAAGAGUACGACAAUCCUCAUGAACUUCAAAUGCAUAUCCUCAUCUUUCCAACUGACACACAUGGAAACGAUUUCAAGUUGAUAUGCAUUAACGGAGCUCACAGUCGGUGGGGUCCCCCAUAUGUGAUGAAGGAAUAUAACCCCGUUAAAAAUAACUGGGAAGUAUUGGAAAAUAACAUUGAGUUCGGGGCUAGGCCGCUCGAUCUUGACCAAGUGGCAGUCGUUAAUGAUAGUUUGUACAUGAUGUCAGAUAAUUUCGAUUACGGCGAGGAACAGGUUUGGCCGCCGUCUCCAUUGCCGUACAUAGUGCAAUAUUCCCCCGUCGAAAAAAAUGGUAACAUUCUACCUCUCCCUGCUGAGGCUAUUCAUAAUCCUUUUCAUGGUGCAUACCGGGUCUUCAAAUGGGGUAGCCGAUGGACGUCAAAAGAGUCUCUAUGUCUAGUUCGAUAUCUCGAAUUGACAUUUAAUCUAUGGAUCUCUGAAGAUGGACAAUAG